Molecule: messenger RNA, 2058 nt
Organism: Nasonia vitripennis (jewel wasp)
Lineage: Eukaryota; Metazoa; Arthropoda; Insecta; Hymenoptera; Pteromalidae
Product: transmembrane protein 19
Exons: 7
Coding region: 562-1584 (340 amino acids)
Cellular component (GO): membrane
Source: RefSeq, a predicted model, not a curated record
AAAAACAAGCGUAACGACCAGCGUCAUCCGAGAACGCCGAUCUGCAUAAAUUAAUUCGACUAGUGCAAAUCGAACCUUUAGAAAGUCCUCGACGCAGCUUUGCGUACUUAACUGUCUCUCGAAGAGAAAAUCCAAAUCGCGAACGCAGAAGAAAUCAAGAAAGCGACUGAUAUAAACGGCGUUUCGAUCUGGGCCGCGAUCCUUCAAGCUCCACGCGUCUAUGUAUGGUGUAUGGGCAUAUGAUAUCGUGCGAUGCGAGUUGCGACAGACACAUAUUGUGGCGAACGACACCAUAGCCAUAAGAUACAUCGAUAUAUCGUAUCGUGACGAUGUGCGUCGCUACGAUAUAUGUAUACGUACUGCUGGUUUGAACUUUGAAUAGCACCUCUAAAACUUUACGCGCAGUCGGACGUCGACAGCGGGCUGGAAUAGGAGCCGGCGAAUGUAGUCAGUUUCUCGUGGCCUAGCUGAUGAGUAGGUACUGUAUAGGUGUACAUCCUACCUAGUAGCUCGGCAACGGCGCCCCAUAUCGUGUUUUAAAAAACAACGGAGAAAGUAACCAUGGAUCGCGGUGAGGAGGAGUACCGGAGAUCGCCUGUCCUGAUCCCGGUGCUGUUGAGCGCCAUCGCCAUUCCCUUGUCGAUGCUCUUCUGGACCAUCAACGUGGUUUAUUCCUUCUUGUCGCCCAGCGUCGAGCAACAUCAGAGUGACGGAUACAUAGUCAUAUCUCCCUGGCGAUGGCUUGUAGCAGUCCUCCUCCCAAUUUUGUGUUCAUUAUGGGGGCUGAAACGGAAAGCAAUCGUCAUGUCUGGAGCAAUCUUAGGUUUUAUGAUGGGCUUCAUUCUAACAUUAACGAGCUUGUCCCAUGUGGCAUGCUUGAUAGCUUUCUUUUUCACAUCAUCAAAAGCUACAAAAUUUCGUAUAGAAAAAAAGAAAACCAUUGAGGAACUGAAAGAAGGAGGUCAAAGAAAUUGGAUCCAAGUACUCUGCAAUGGUGGAAUGGCUACACAAUUAGCCAUUUUAUAUUUAUUAGAUGUUGGUUGUGGUGAACGACCAAUUGACUUUGAUAAAGAUUACAGAAGUUCGUGGCUUUCUAUAGGAAUAAUGGGUGCAACGGCUUGCUGUAAUGGAGAUACAUGGGCUUCAGAAAUUGGCACUGUUGUUGGCAAAUCAGAUCCCUUUCUCAUUACUUCAAGAAAGAGAGUACCGAGAGGUACCAAUGGUGCAGUGUCUUGGGUGGGACUGCUAGUUUCAGCAUUAGGUGGUCUCGUAGUAGGUUUAUUUCACUAUUUAACUGUAUUGUAUGCAGUUGAUAGCGCUGUUCUCGAAGUUGCGGCUCCUCAAUGGCCAAUUAUAGUUUUGGGUGGAGUUGGAGGAUUGUUAGGUAGCAUUGUUGAUUCUAUUUUAGGGGCAACCUUACAAUAUUCAGGAAUAAACGAGAAGGGAAUGAUAGUGGAGAGGCCAGGAAAAGGUGUAAAACACAUUAGUGGCAGACAAAUUCUCGAUAACCACAGCGUGAAUUUACUCUCAAGUAUAAUUAUAGCUCUAACACUUCCAAGAAUAGCAAAUCUUGUAUGGCCUUAAAAAAUUGUUGAGAGCAAUGAAAUUGUUUUUAUACCUUUAUAUGGACAGAGUGAUAUUUGAUUGCAAUUAUAUUUAGUUUGCGGCUUCUUAUUAUAAGCCAUAAAGAUGUCAAUUAAAAAUAGUAAAGUUGUUGAGGAGAGUGAGCAAUAUUUUUGCUACAUCGUAUAGAUAUCGUAUAUAUACAUACAUGUAUAUAUGUUAUCGUCGGCAGCAAACUUAAGUUAUUGAAAAGUGAUUGGUGUGCGUGUUAUUGAGAAUUUCACGAAUUUUGAGAAAGUAACAUAAGGUUAUAUCUUCGUAUUUACUAUUUGUAUAUUAUAUUAAAUGUAGAAAGUGUUUAUACUUAAUUCUUACGUUAUAUGUGUUUACUCAUUUUAUAAAUAUGCCAUGUCUAGAUUUUUUAUUAUAAAGCGUUGAGGAAAGAUUGUACAAGAGUGGUUGAUAAAUAAUAACGUCUAUUUGUUUCUAAACACA